AUGCUUUACUCCCUCACUCUGAUUCACCGUGGCGCACACAACGGCACCCGCACUGCCCUCACCACCACCCCUGCAGAUGAUCCCGUGGGCCAUGCGAGGCAGAGGGAGCACACACCGCCGCCUGUGAGCGAGCCCAAGCCCAUCCUGCGAGCGGUGGGGUGCCACAAGGCGGUGGAGUUCAGCGAGGCCCUGCGGGUCGUCACUGAUGAGGCCGUCAACUCGCUCGUGCACCUGCGCGCUGCUGGGGGAGGGGGGGGAGGAGUGGGGGAAGAGGGGGGAGAGGGGGGGUGGAGGGGAAGGGGUGGUUGGAGACGCGGCGGCGUGUGGAGUGGCGGUUUGGGCUCACGCUGCUGCAGCGGUUUGACUACCAGGCCGUGA
This is a messenger RNA of Closterium sp. Naga37s-1, 378 nucleotides long. NCBI's taxonomy places the organism in Eukaryota, Viridiplantae, Streptophyta, Zygnematophyceae, Desmidiales, Closteriaceae. The record is from the annotation of a GenBank genome assembly.